AUGCUUCGCUUCACCCCUCCUAUGGAAACAGUUGGUUUGGUCACUCUGACGACAAUUGCAGCCAGUAUGGAAUCAAGGUGGUCGUGUAGCUUCAAAUUAACAUCAACAACAACAACAACCCCUGCUUUUGUAAACCACACUUUUCCUUUGUCUGUGUCUGUAAAUGAUAAGACAAGAACAAGCUGCAGUUGCAGAGGGAGAGAUGAUGAUCCUCUGUCCACUUUCUCUGCUUACACCGUCCUGGGAGUCCAACCCAACUGCUCCGCCGCUGAAAUUAAAGCCGCUUUUCGAGCCAAAGUGAAGCAGUUUCACCCAGACGUCAACAGAGAUGAAAAUGAAACAUCGGAUGUUAUGAUUCGCCGUGUAAUUCAAGCAUACCAGAUACUAUCCAACUACACACCAUCGCAAAUUAUUGAAACGGAGUGCUUAGAUCCCUUUGAUAGACCAGAAUGUGAAGCUUUUGAUCUUUUUGUUAACGAGCUUCUUUGUGUCGGAAAAGCUUGUUCAAAUUCAUGUGUUGAAAGAGCAUCUCAUGCUUUCACAUUUGUCCCUUCUACUGGAACAGCACGCGCGUUUUCUCAAGAUCAAGGGGAAGAUUACCAAGUUCAGUGUGCUGUUGGACAAUGCCCUAGAAGUUGCAUUCACUAUGUAACCCCGUCACAGAGAAUUCUUUUGGAGGAGUUACUUCACAGUAUACUGGAUGUACCCUAUGAUACAUCAGCUGAGGCAGACUUGCUCUAUUCACUUAUAACCAAAGCUAAGUUUGAGAAUAACCGAUACCAAAAGCCAAAGAAGAAAACCAAUUUUUCAACCCAGCAUGUUGAUUGGUUUUAG
Molecule: messenger RNA, 834 nt
Organism: Vicia faba (fava bean)
Lineage: Eukaryota; Viridiplantae; Streptophyta; Magnoliopsida; Fabales; Fabaceae
Source: the annotation of a GenBank genome assembly